Hibiscus syriacus is the source of this 1092-nucleotide messenger RNA. RefSeq names its product nuclear transport factor 2-like. Bases 1 to 1092 code for a protein of 363 amino acids. The record is from RefSeq and is a predicted model, not a curated record. The transcript has 2 exons. Gene Ontology annotation, cellular component: ribonucleoprotein complex; cytosol. Gene Ontology annotation, molecular function: mRNA binding. NCBI's taxonomy places the organism in Eukaryota, Viridiplantae, Streptophyta, Magnoliopsida, Malvales, Malvaceae.
AUGGACGCAAAGUCAAGUGUCUGUUCAACGCCACAAGAAGCGGCCGCUGUGUUUGUGGACCGAUACUAUUUGGUGCUCCGUGAUUCCCCGGAAGAGAUUCACAAGUUUUAUAAUGAUUCAAGCAUGGUUAGCCGCCCGGGACCUGAUGAUAUCAUGGCCACCUUCACAACCAUUCAACAUAUUAAGAAACAUCUUCUUUCCUCCUUUGGUUGCAAGCAAUUUCAUAUUGUUUCCUGUGAUUCUCAAUUGGCGGCAAAUCAGGGUGUCUUUGUCGUGGUUACCGGUUCUUUCACUACAAACAUUGAACAGAUCAUCAAGUUUAAUCAAUCCUUCAUCCUCUCACCCAUGGAAACAACAGUUCAUGACUAUUUUAUCUCCAAUGAUAUUUUGAAAUUUCUUGAUGACAAAGAAUGGAUAACUCCAAAUGUCUCGACUUCGAGUUCAACCACCGAUCUUUUUCUUGAGGAGGAUUUUUCGACAAGCGAUGUUUCAAAGGCUGGUUCGAGUUUAUCAAGUCAUGAUAUUCCUGCUGUUUCAAGUUCAGUACAGGAGGAUACGCCAGCUAUUUAUGUCGAAGAUGUUUCAAGUGUUGUUUGGAGUCCACAUCAAGAUGUGCCAACUGUUGAAGAUGUUUCCAUUGUUGUUCAAAGUGAUGUGUCAACUCUUCCCGUUGCAGAUGAUUCAACCACUGUUUCUAGUCUAGCACAACAUGAUGAGCCGAUUUUGAAUGAAAACGAUGCCCAGUUCAAGCCGCCGCCAAUCAGAAAAUCUGUCAGAGUAUUACAAGAGCCGAAGAAAAGUGGACUUGAAGGAGAGAAUAAGAAUAUGAACACUGGGAAUGUUAAAGCUGGUGGAACAUCUAUAUUCGUUGGGAACUUAGCUACCGGUUCAAAACCUGAACAACUUCACGAAGCUUUCAAGAGAUUUGGACCAAUUAAAUCCAAUGGUGUUCAAAUUAAACUUGAUAGGUUAUACAGAUCAUAUGCUUUCGUUCAAUUCGAGUCUUCACGUUCUGCAAAAGCCGCUGUUCAAGCUUCAUUCAUUAAAAUUGGCAACCGAAAGUUAAAUAUCAAAGAGAAGCACAGUUAUUAA